Messenger RNA from Trypanosoma grayi, 644 nucleotides. RefSeq lists its product as hypothetical. Lineage: Eukaryota; Euglenozoa; Kinetoplastea; Trypanosomatida; Trypanosomatidae. The annotation marks the transcript as partial. The transcript has a single exon. The record is from RefSeq and is a predicted model, not a curated record.
AUGCACCGCUCGACUCCGGCGACGCUGAGUGCCGUGCCCCGCCGGUGGUCACACGCCACCAACUCCAUCGCUGCGCUGCAGGGGGCCGCCGCUGCGCUCGUGACGGAUGCGGCGCAGCACCCGAUUGGCCUCGAGGUGGACGUGCGCGUGCCACACAAGAGUGCAGUGCCAGUACUGCGCCACGACCCGUUUCCUCCGGUCGACACGGCCGCUGCGGGCUGCGUCACGCUUUCCGAGUGGCUGGAGACGCUCGCUGGCAUCGUGCACGCGCAGGAGCGGCGGGUGGGUGUCGUGAAACUCGACUUCAAGGAGCCUGCGGCGGCACGCCUAUCGCAUCAACUGCUUGUGGAUUCCUCCGCGUUGUAUGAAAGGUUGAGUUUGCAUUUCGCGUUCUGGUGGAACGCUGACGUUGUCGCGGCUGGUGACGCCGCAGAGGAGCCGAGCAGCAGCGCCUCGUUUCUGUCACUCCCCGAGGCGGAGGUGCAUGCGAUGCUCCGCGACGCCGUCUGUGAGUUCCGUUUCGGCCUCUCGUUUGGCUGGAACAUGCCCGCCGACUACGAGGCAUACGGCGCGGGCGACGUCGCGCGCAUGCGGGGCUUCCUGCAGCGGCUGGCCGCGCAUGGCGGGGAGUGGCGGGCGCGGUU